GGAAUCAUGCGAUAUUUCUAGGAGCUUUCAAAACCAGUACCGUCUGUUACUCUUAAAUUUGUAAUCAUACAUUCAUGUUUACUCGCCAAAGAGCAAACAAGACACGUUAUGCAAAAAUGCCAGCAAACUUCGCCAAACUUUUGAGGUCAGAGUUAAUACUAGCACUGAUUUAACACUCAAACAUUACAAAACCUCGCUAUCACAAGUAUGCACGAAAAUUGAAGUCAAUGGAGGAUAAGGGAACAGAUGGCUCGCCAAAAUUUUGCGGGAAUUUGUUGGUUCGGCGAACGAAGCGAACAAGUUUUCUAAAUAAGACUGCUUUCAAGAGUGUUUUUGGCGUCUUAAACGACAGAGAAUUUGAAUAUUAUACCAGCUCCAAGCCUUGGACAAAGAACGAGAACCCGGUGCUGUCAAUCAAAGUCCGUGACAUCCAAUGCGUGGAAACCGUGGAUGACGUCGCAUUUAGCAGACCUUUCUGUUUCCAGGUGACGUAUGCCAGUCACGUGAGAGAUGAGUCUCCUAGGACGCUGUACCUGGCUGCACACGAGGCAGACGAGUUGGAGUCUUGGCUAGCAAAUCUUAGAGCAGUUUGCGCGAACAAUCCAGUCUGUCUAGCGUAUUUCCACCCAGGGAGAUUUACGGGUAAAGCCUGGACGUGCUGCACCGCUGCGAGACUGAAGGAAGGUCCCGGAUGUAGAUCUUGCACUAUAACAGGAGUACCAAAUAGAAGGAAACCAAAGUUUCAGUUUUCAGCUGCUAUUGAGUUUAAUGGUUUUCUGGUCGUUGCGGACGAGUCCUUCGACUCCAAUCUCCCUGGUAGCUUACCCUUUAAAGAGGGGGAUCUUUUGACGAUAACCGAUGCUACUGGGAAGCAGGAAUGGCGUGCCUUCUCAGGAUCUUCGACAAGUGACUACGGUUCCGUACCCAAAGACGCUGUGUCGAUGUGUGAUGUUACGAUGGAACCAUGGUUCUUUGGAGAAAUACCAACAGGCAUAGCUGUCGCAGUCCUUCGAGAACAGGCUCCUGGGUGUUUCAUGCUUCGUCGACUGUCCGACUCUAUCAUUCUGUCAUUCAGAGCCGAGCUGACAGUUAAGCAUGUCCAGGUGGUACUUGAUGAAUCCUCGCAGAAUUAUCGCAUCAAGGACGAGUCGGACUCAGUGUCUUACGCGAACUUUCUGCAGUUUGAGACCAUACAGCAGCUAGUUGACCAGUAUAGGCAUAACCCAUCCUUGGGUGUCAAGUUGGAUAAAUACCCAACAGUACAGAACAUAGAAGAAAUCUGGAGAGUUGACUCCAAUGACGUCACUAAUGGAGACGAGAUCGUUUCUACCUUGCCAUGGGCUAUUUCUCAUGGCAAAUUCCGUGACAAGCACAGUCUUUUACAUACUCUAAGGGACAACUCCUCAAACGAUGUAAAGGAAAAAUUCAUAAACCACGCGAGGAUUCUCAUGACGUUAAACCACGAGAAUGUCGUCCAUCUCCAUGGUCUCUGUAUGAAGAACUCUCGCCUGCUUGUCAUCCAGAGCUACCUGCCAAAAGGCAAUCUCUCAAGCUAUCUGUCCAGGAACGCCUCUCUUCUUCUGCUUCACCCAAGUGAGAUGGUCAACAUUGCCAGACAGGUGUUAACUGGUAUGGCAUACCUUGAGGAAUCUGGUAUCGUGCAUGGGGAGCUGGUUGCAGAAAAUUGCCUCGUCGGGGACAACGGAAGGGUCAAAAUUUCCGGAUUCCACUGUGCAAGAUCUUCCUGGUGUUGCGACCCACUGAACGAUGAUGACUAUGUGACAAGGGUCGCUAUAACACCACCUGAAGUCAAAUACCAGGAACCAUCUAGCCAAUCAGAUAUCUGGGCGUACGGGCUGUUAGUUUAUACGAUUAUAACAGCAGGACAAAAGCCUACCAGGGACCUUCGUGAGGUGUUGCGGUUGGAAGGUGUGGAAGGUAUUCUUGACCAACUGGAAGGAAUAACUGAUGUCAUGACACUUUGCCUGAGGACGGACCCUGCGGCACGUCCAACCUUCUCCCAGCUACAUCAGCGAUCGUGUAAUCGCGGGCGCAUUCAGUCGACACCAAGUGUGUCGUCAUCUUGUACACCGGAAGAUUCAUUAUCAUUGAGCAACGGACUCAUCACCAACGGAGUAUCUUCAAGCGACACCCCAGUUAUCCCUCGACAAACAAGAGAAGCCAUCACUUCUCCGGAAUUAAUUGAGCUAGAAGAGUUCCUACCCCCUAACUGGAGAAAAUCGCUUACAGAAAGCAUCGUAUGCAAAAUGAAUAGCGGUAUAGAAAACGAUAAUAUUUUAGAGAGCCUUAAAAUGGCCGAAUUUGCUGCGCUGAAGGCAAAAGCGUUACAAAAACGCGCUGAAGCUGAAAAGGAACAAGUCCUUACUAACGUUGGAGUAGCAGAAUUGAAGUGCUUGAGAGAAGUAGAGUUUAUAACCAAAACAUUAGUGGCACGUCUUACCGAAGCUCAUGACCGUGCAGAAGAGGCGGAACAUUCAAGAUAUUCAGCAGAAGAAAUGAAAAGAUCGACCGAGGAGAAGUUUACCUUGUAUAAAUACGAAACCGAGCGUAAACUUCAUGAUAUGAAAGUGUCAUUAGAUGAGGUCACGCUUGAAAGAGAUGAAUUUAUGAGUUCACUAAGGGCGUUAGGUAUAGAAGAAGGAACAGACGAAAGACGAAGUGAUUCAGGUUCUAGAAGAAACUCACUCCAACGACUAGAUGACAAAUACCAGAGGUACAUCGCAACUAGUGAUCGCACAAUUCAGAACAUGAAAUACCAGCUAAAUGAAGUAUCCAAUCAAAGGGAUGCUAUCAUAGAAGAGCGCGAUUAUGCGCUAUUGGACGCCAAGGAGGCAAGGGAAUUGCUCGAAGAGGUCUUAAAAGAAAAGGAAGAUCUAGGAUUCCGGUUAGAAGAAUCAAAUUGCGAAAUUGAGAGACUAGAGGAGACAAUAUCCAUGAUGAUGCAGAAGAGACAGAAGGCGGAACGUGAGAGGGACCAGCUGCAGAUCCUGACAGACUUAUCCCUCAUGAAACUCCGCCAGGCGGAGAAACCAAAAAAACGUCACUCCGUGUCGGGAUUAUCUUCCCCAAGGGAUGAUCGGGAAAGGGAAUGGCGCGAGAGGCGUGAUCCGAACUUGAGGCGACUCUCCAUGCAGCUGAUGAACUUGAUGACUCCAACCUCCUCGCAGCGUCGUGACAGUACUGACACGAUUUACGAAACUAGCGAGGUGUCUUCGUCAGACGAGGCCGCAUUUUCGAGUCGAGCUGGGUCCGAAGACGAAGGAAGGGCAUACUUUGGAAUGAGCCGAGGAAGAAGACACGGUCGUGCGGGGAAGUCACCUCUCUCGCAACUUAAAGAAAUCACAAUUCACGAGCGAUCAACAAGCCCACGUAGCUCAGAUAAUGAGUCAGAUAUGACAAAAUCUACAGAUGUACUCAAUGGUGGAUUCUCAGAUAGCGAAGAGCAGAAAGAAAAAUCAGAAAGUGAGCAAGAGGAUGAUACAGAUUCUAUUCCGAGAUUGAGGUUCCGAGCGAAUGAAACCAAGAGCUCAUCAGUUUCUCAAAGCAUGCAAAAUAAGAAAAUGUACCGAACAGAAACUAAUACCCCACCUGUAGCACAUAGCUCGCCGAAUGAGGGGGGAUCUCAGUUGGACCAGGAUACGAGCAAUAGUACUCCAAUCGACGAUUUGUCUGAGAAUGACGUUGACCCGUCAAACACAGGUCACGGCAGCGAUGCCGAGCAUUGUACUCAACGAAAAGAGAGCAAUACAAUAAUAACGGAUACAGACAUGAAAAAUGAGCUUACGCAAAUGGGGCAUAAGCCUCUCGCAAGAACAUGUUACGGUAUUCGGGGAACUGAAUUUGUCAUAAAACACAAACACCUGACCGCUUCCAAGAGUGAACUUCCAAGAAGUGAACCUGCAGUAGAGGAACACAAGCCUUUAGCUUUAAGUUCAUCGCUGCCUUUCCCGAUCCCAACCCUACGAAUUGAAGAGGUGAACGAUGAUGCAGUGGAAGUUGUACAAGUCGAGGGUGUUCCACAAAUCGCUAUCUCACUAAUAGACGAGAAUGAUAAUCUGAAUGAAAAGUUGGUUGAUGGCCAAGAAGAACGAUCGUUUGUCGUGGGUACCACAGCAGCCUCGCACGAAAUCAAUACGCGAAUGGUGUAUAGCUUUGAUGACGACGCUGGCUCAGUCAAGCGUGUACCACAAACCACACUAUGAGGCAGAGUUCAGGUGUUUUCUGAAAGCUUUUAGUGUCUCUAAAAGGGUUUUACACGUUAAACAUACAAUUAAUAAGACGAUUUGCCACAACUAUAAAGAGAUCACUUGACCUUCCAGUUCACACAUUUGUUUUGCAAAAUUACAAACACAGCGAUACCCUUUCAAAAUCCUGACAAGAAAGAUCUGUACACCUGCUGUUAUAUUCUUAUGAGAAAUUCCAGUUCACGAGUUGUCAUUAAAAAGGACUUCAGUUUCGGUUCA
Nematostella vectensis (starlet sea anemone) is the source of this 4484-nucleotide messenger RNA. RefSeq lists its product as uncharacterized. The record is from RefSeq and is a predicted model, not a curated record. The transcript has 21 exons. Gene Ontology annotation, molecular function: ATP binding; protein tyrosine kinase activity; protein binding. NCBI's taxonomy places the organism in Eukaryota, Metazoa, Cnidaria, Anthozoa, Actiniaria, Edwardsiidae. Gene Ontology annotation, biological process: intracellular signal transduction; protein phosphorylation. Bases 228 to 4223 code for a protein of 1331 amino acids.